Messenger RNA from Penicillium longicatenatum, 789 nucleotides. RefSeq lists its product as uncharacterized. The transcript has a single exon. The record is from RefSeq and is a predicted model, not a curated record. NCBI's taxonomy places the organism in Eukaryota, Fungi, Ascomycota, Eurotiomycetes, Eurotiales, Aspergillaceae. Bases 1 to 789 code for a protein of 262 amino acids.
AUGUUUUUCCGAAACAUAUACCUUGCAUUUUAUCUCUUCUUCCGUCUUUCCCUGGCGGCGUUAAUAUCGGUAUCUAUGGACAACACUGUACCAACCCAUCCAGACGGCAACCCUAAAAUCUACCUUUGGAGUUCGAUCGCGACAUUCAACUCAGACCUCUCCGACGGACAAAUUGUGGCAAUAGCUGAAGAUGGAUAUAAAUCCAUGCUCCAAGGCGCAUUUGCAAACAAUUAUGAAGAACAGAUGCCUUUUGUCAUGACGGCAUUAGCCCAUAAAGUUGAAAAUGGCCCAACGACCGUCUAUCUUGCGUCAUCGGCAAAGGGUUCCGGAUCUUUAGUCUAUAAGGUUACGAAGUAUAUGAACAAACCCUGCAACGGUGCGGUGUGGGGAAGAGUGCCGAAUUCACUGAAGAAUGCCCUCGAUACGUGCAAAAAUGAUCUGAGCACAUCGGCAAAGCAGCACCAAUUCGAUGCCAAAUGUGGCGAAAUGAAUGCUCUGCUGGAGGUCUAUGCCAGUACUCAAAUAGAUCCCCGAAGCAUGGGAGGUCAUUUCAGAAUUGUGACGUGGCAGGGCAGAUAUACUGAUACUGGAAUAUACCGGGGCGGUAGAAUUAAGGCUCCUUGCUGGAAGGACGAUGGAAUUGGAUGCAGUGAUACUUUGGAGGCGCUCACUUUCGAUAUGGACGUGAUUAAAACGCAACGCGAGAGCUACGCCAAUAAUAUGCCCGUGAGCGUGACCUCACAGGGGAUUUUUCGCUCGGAGGUAUCUCGUGCACAAUCCAGGGGGUAG